AUGGCACCCCCUGCCAAGCGUCAAAGGCGCAUAUACGUAGCCUGUCGGCGAUGUCAUUCGCAAAAAAUCAAGUGCUCUGGUAUCCAGCCAUGUCGGGCAUGCUGCGUCUCAGGCAAUCACGACCAAUGCCAGUUCCCACCUCGAGACCGGAAAGUCUCGGUGUCAGAAACGUACAUCAAAAAGUUGGAAGGAGAAGUAAGAGAUUUGAGAGCGCAGCAACAGCGACCAGGUGCUGCUUCUCCGUGCCAGACCACAUACGAGGCUCCCAGUGUUGCAAAUGACCAGGGCCAGAACCCAGCGCAGUUUACGGACACUGAUGUCUCAAACCCGCUACUGGAAUCGCCCACUGGGUUUGUCGCAGCCGGGUCAUCAUCACCACCAGUCUAUAUUGGCGAAGCAUCUUGUGUUGCCUUUGGUGAUACUCUUCUACAAUGCGUGGACAAAGAUACUGAUCUCGCAGCCUGGCCUCCACCGACAUAUUUUCAGCACGAAAUUUUCAAUCGCCUUGUACGGCCAGAUCUUGUCUUGCCGGACCGGAUUCAGUCUCGACUUCUAGUGGGGGUUGCAGUGCGGUUCAUAGGAACUGAUUAUCAUCUUCUUCUGAAGAAGACUUUCUAUGAAAAGCUGGAUCGAAUAUGUGCUGGAGAAGAACCCCAAGAUUUGGUGUGGAUAUGCAAAUUCUUUAUAUUGCUGGCACUGGGAGAGAUGUACUCCAAUCGCCAGCGAAGAAACAUGAGCCAACGUGUGCCGGGCACUGAUUACUUCCUUCAAGCUACGGGCCUGUUGCAAGAUUUAUAUGAAACUCCAUCAGUCGAGCAGGUGGAGGUUAUGAUUCUUUUUUGCUUCUAUGCGAAUGCUCUUGGGCGUACAAAAUCCGCAUACACAUAUAUUGGGAUUGCAAUGAGAAUGGCCUUGGCUUUGGGCCUCCAUAGAAACUUGCCAAGCGAUACGAUGCUUAACCCUGUAGAGCGCGAGCAUCGAAAGCGCGUCUGGUGGACACUAUAUACUCUGGAUCGACUAUGCAGCUCCAUUCUUGGAUAUCCCUUACUGAUCAGCGAUUCUCUGAUUGACGUGGAGUUACCGACCGACGAAGGCCUCAGCGCAUCCGAGCAAGAGGAGUUUUCGGAUCCUGCGCACUUGAUCGCGACUAUCAAACUUGCCCGGAUCACAGGUCAAAUUCUGAGCGACUUAUAUUGUUUACCUCAACGGACCCACGAACCCUUUGUGCAAAGAGUACACCGGAUCCUUCUGAGUUUGAGGAAAUGGGAUGAAGAGCUCCCCGCAAAGCUGAGCUUGCAGCAAGAGCACUUGCCUCGCCAUGUCACAAGUCUUCAUCUGCAUUAUAACAAGUGCGUUAUCUCAACGACCCGACCUAUCUUACUCUAUCUAUUCAAGCAUCGCUUUUCCCUUACGGCUGACGCGGCCGGAGUAACUCCACCGCCGACAUUCUCACCAACGACCCUAGCGCUAGCAGAAAGCUGUGUUCAAGCUGCACGAGCUUCUAAUUCAAUACUAUCUCGAUGUUUUGUAGAGGGAUCCCUGGCAUCUUUUGGAUACUUCGAUGCACAUUACCUCUUCUCUUCCUCGCUGAUUCUGAUCAUGUCGGCCGUCAUGGAUCCAAAUGUGGCCAUGUCCGACGCCAUUUCGUACGCGUUCACAAUCCUGAAGGCUAUGAAAGAAGAUGGCAAUAUUCCUAGCUGUGACUACUAUGAGAGGUUGCAGAGAACAAGAGCUAGCGUGGGAAAGAUGAGAGAGAACCACGAGACCGGUUCGCACUCACCAAUACUUGCCAGUGGAGGCGAGACAAUAUGGGAAGCGCAGAUACCUCCCCAUGAAGCAGAUGGCCCAUCGUUGGGAUUCAGUGAAGGUGUUCCGUUGGGUCAUCCACUCAUAGAUAGUUUCCUUGCGGAUAAGGCGUUCGCUCGGGCUGACGGGAUGGUUCCCGAGGAUCAAUCUCUGAGAGACUUGGCUUGCGAAUUGGGUGAUGAGUUUCUUUUCGGGGCGCAAUAG
Messenger RNA from Talaromyces proteolyticus, 2010 nucleotides. Its product is annotated as fungal-specific transcription factor domain-containing protein. Gene Ontology annotation, molecular function: DNA-binding transcription factor activity, RNA polymerase II-specific; zinc ion binding; sequence-specific DNA binding. Gene Ontology annotation, cellular component: nucleus. The record is from RefSeq and is a predicted model, not a curated record. The transcript has 5 exons. Bases 1 to 2010 code for a protein of 669 amino acids. NCBI's taxonomy places the organism in Eukaryota, Fungi, Ascomycota, Eurotiomycetes, Eurotiales, Trichocomaceae. Gene Ontology annotation, biological process: positive regulation of transcription by RNA polymerase II; DNA-templated transcription.